Messenger RNA from Xyrichtys novacula (pearly razorfish), 2298 nucleotides. NCBI's taxonomy places the organism in Eukaryota, Metazoa, Chordata, Actinopteri, Labriformes, Labridae. The record is from the annotation of a GenBank genome assembly.
AUGGCCCACAUUACGGACUCCAUUUUGAUUACAUUCAUUACACUUUCACUCCCCUACAUGAGAUGUGAAGCUCAAUCAACAGUUCAUCACAAUAUCAGUCGUUAUGAACCCAUUUGUCGUGAUGGGUUCAUGUCUGUUCACAUACCAAAGGAAAAAUUUGCAGAUCUUCCUUUCACCAUUUAUGUUCAAGGUAAGUCAAUAAUCGAUGAAUUGAUGAUGACACAUUGCUUUGUACAAUGUUUGUGUUGGCUCUUGUUUGUGCCUUACUUUAUACAGAUGAGCACAGUGGAUAUUAUCAAGCCAUUGCUGUAGCAACACAGUGCCACUACCUCCUGAUAGAAGCUGAAACCUUUUUUAACUUGACAGUCGCCUCUCAUGGGUGUUUUGUGAGAAGACAAGUAAGCAUCCGAGUCCCCUGAACCAUGUGUGUCAUAUUUGCCUCAAAGACUUAUUUCUUGACAGUCUUCUUAUCGUCUUUUACUUUUUUUUUUCCAUCUAGAAAUACCUCACCAGUUUGACUGUUGUUAUCAUGAAACAUGCAGAAAAGGGCAGACUUGAAAUUGUGAAAACAAUACAUGUCACCUGUGAGAGGAAAAUCAAAGGUGGUAAUUCUGAACAGCUUGACGGCAUGACAUACAUUCAGACUGUUGUUUAAAUAGUAGUUAUCUAUGUGUUUCCUAUAGAGAUGGCCAAAUACCAGUAUCCACUGUUAUCAAGAAAUCUUUUCUGCAGCAAAGAUGGGUUCAAAAUUACAAUUUCUCAGAACGCAACAGUCCCGCCUCUCAACCUGGAUGCAGUCUGGAUCCCCUCUAGCAAAAGUGCAAAUUGUAAACCCCAAAAAAGAUCCAAAGAAGAUGUCACCUUCAGCUUUCUGUUCACUGACUGUGGGACUCAGUCCAUGGUAAAUGUAAUUAAUAAGAUGGACAGCUCUCAGCAUCUCAUCAGAUGAUGAUUUUGUUUUUGGAAGAAAAAAAAUGAUUUUGUUUUUUUUUUCUGACAGGCAGAAAAUGGGAUCAUAACCUACUGGGUUAAUAUAGAGGUAAAACAACAUCCACAAAAAAGCCCUGUAUUUCGUAACACUCCCUUCAAGUAAGAAACUACAUUUUUUGCUUUUCCUACUUUGUGAAGACAGUGGGACACGUAUAUCAUCACUAUUUUUUGUAGUCUUACAGUGCAUUGUAGCUUUAUGCUAGGCCAAACUGUCCGACUGGGCUUCAACAUUCAACAGAAAAGACAGCAGGACCUCUUCAUAUUGAGGAGUGAAGGAAUGCUGAGGGCUGAUAUGAGGUUUGCUAAAGGUCAAGUGUACACACUUUCAUUUUUAUAUUUUUCAUGCAUAUUUUCAUUAGAUUUUCUUCUUUACCUGCUAAUGAAAAUAGUUGUUUCAUAACGUAAUCUGUUUGUAUAUUUGUAGCAAAUGCUUUUAAAGUGUUUUUACUUGAAUUAUCAUAAAUCCACAGAUUCAAAUUACAGAUCUUUUUAUUCCUCUCAUGACCCUCCUGUGGUUAAGCUUGGCUUGCCAGUGUAUGUAGAGGUCUUUGUGCUCAAACAUGAGGACCGAGACUUGGUUCUGGUGCUGGAGGACUGCUGGGCAACUCCAACCCCAAAUCCUCAGGAUACCCAAAGAUGGGACCUUCUUGUUAAAGGGUAAAUUCACAUAAAAUUAAAAGGGAUUCUUGGGGUGUGUUUGUGUACAUCACUCAUGUAAAUAUCUCCACAUGAACUUUAAUCAACUAUACCCUUUUUAUUUUUUAAACAGAUGUCCUUUCAGUGGUGAUAGCCACAAAACUAAUGUGUUACCAGUUGUUUCCAGUAAAGAGAUUAAGUUUCCCCAUCUCCAUAAGUGGAUGGCUGUCAAGCUGUUCUCGUUUGUUGAGUCCCAAUCAACUGAAAACCUGGUACGUAAGAGAAAUAGAGAAAUACAAAAUAAGAAAACAAAUAAUUAUCAAUAAAUAGAUAUAUACAUGCUUUGUAGUGCUUUUGGAUCUCAGGUGUUUUCUAAAACAGUCAAAUAACCCUUACAGAUAUAUUUCCACUGUGACAUAAAGAUCUGUAAAGGAAAAGAGUGCUCACAGUCCUGCAACAAUGGUGAGAAGAACUAAUACUUGCCAUCUUGACACGAUUAAUAUGGUACAAACUUUUUGCAUAAAAUUAAAAAAUUGAGUUUUAUUUCUUGGUUCAGAACGGCGUACAUCAAGGUGGAUUACACCACGGCUUGGGCAGAAGCUUCUCCAUAGUGUCGUCUCUGGUGGCCCUCUUUUUUUAUCUACUGUAAAGUGCCUUUUGACAACUUCCUGA